AUGUCCGAUCUUCAUGGGGUCGAGCAGCGUGUUCUCAAUGUUGAGAAUGUAAUUAAACACGUGCUGACACAAACAGCGAACGGACUCGACGACCGCUAUGAGAAGUACAUCCCGCUGUUAAACAGGCAGCGCUUGGACCUUGCCGAAGGACUCCAAGCUCUUGACAAGGAGAUCUCGCGUAAACUCGAAGAUAUUGCGAUUCGUGUGACUGCUGCCGAAGAGACCGGGGCCAAGUUGGAAACGGUGCGCAUGCGAAUCGAGGCAAUUCGUGAGGCUCGCGGCUUCGUGGAAGCUGUCGAAGAUGUGGAGCGUCAUCUCGCCAAGGCCUACUUUGUCGAGCCACCAAUUUCCACGAUGGCCCAGAAUGUACGCCAUCUCACACAAUCGCUCGACUCUGUCAGCAAGUGUGCUGAAAAAUACGGCAUCGAGAAGCGGAUUGGUGACUCUCUCGGGGCUGAGGUGCGGCGCCAAUACGAAUACCUCUGCUACCAGCUGACCAAGUACUACAAGGAAGCGAUCCAGUUCGGUGAUCCCGACGUCAAGAACACUCAUAUAUUGACGUUCAAUAUGCCCACGGUAACCACUGCUAGUCAGCAUUUCACUGCAAUGGCCGACAUUAAAUCGCUGGAUGUUCGGUUGGUGCGGCUCGCGGAAUACAUUGUGGACAAGAUGUGCGCAGCCGUGAUCAAGAAUGGUGGCGCUCCGGCGGCCGUAAAAAUUUACAGGGAUACGAUGGAUAAGCUGACGAUCAAGGUGCGAGUGCCCGCCAAAACUGACAAAUCUGAACCUCUGGACGCGAAAGCCGUAUUGAGUGCUCUUACCAUUCUGUUGCGCGCCAUUGCCGAACAACUGAACCUGGUCGUGGUGCAGCAGCGCUCCCUUUCACUAUGUUUGGGAAAGCACAUCGAGAAGCCGCUGAUGCAGUUGCUUUUGAAGGAGGUAAUCAGUGUGUGCGUGCCGGCACUUGCUCACAAUGAUGAUCCGACGAUGCAAGCCGUGAUGGAAGCUGCCGAGGCCUGGCGCGAUGCCCUUAUUGAGGCGCAGCUGUUCACAGUGGCCACCCCGACAUUCGCCAGCUUUGCUGCGGAGAACGACCGCGUCUUUAUUGAUCGUAGG
Messenger RNA from Mesorhabditis spiculigera, 1116 nucleotides. The record is from the annotation of a GenBank genome assembly. Lineage: Eukaryota; Metazoa; Nematoda; Chromadorea; Rhabditida; Rhabditidae.